This is a messenger RNA of Phaedon cochleariae (mustard beetle), 1730 nucleotides long. The record is from the annotation of a GenBank genome assembly. NCBI's taxonomy places the organism in Eukaryota, Metazoa, Arthropoda, Insecta, Coleoptera, Chrysomelidae.
AGAAGCGCUGUGAAUACUGCAACAGUUUGUAUAUGGGGUGUUUGGUGUUCUCUGGCCACGCAGUGAGAGUUCCCGCUCGUUUGGGUCAUUCAAUUUAAAAAAUAUUUUCGUGUUCGCCAAAAAAAUUUGAUGAAAAAUGGAGGACCACUCUCACAUCCAAGAGUUCUACAAAGGUCGGAACGUGUUCAUAACAGGCGGAACAGGUUUCAUGGGAAAAACGCUAAUAGAAAAACUGCUGCGGUCUACGGAAGUGAACACCCUGUACCUCCUCAUCAGGGAGAAGAAAGGCAAAAACAUACACACAAGAAUCGACGAACUAUUCGAUGAUGUGGUUUUCGACCGCCUAAAAAGAGAGUGCCCGAAAUUCCGGCAUCGCAUCGAAACGGUACCGGGCGAUUGCUGCCUGUCCGGCCUCGGGCUGAGCAUCGCCGACAGACGAACGCUCGUCGAAAAAGUGCACGUGGUCUUCCACGUGGCUGCCACGCUGCGCUUCGACGAGAAUCUCAAGGUCGCCUACGGGAUCAACGUUAACGGGGCCAAAGACGUGGUGAAUUUGGCCAGACAGAUGGAGAAUUUGAAGUCACUUGUCCACGUAUCAACUGCCUAUUCAAAUUGCCCAUACGGAGAUAUAGAGGAAAAAGUUUACGAAUGUCCAAUCAAUUACGAGCAUGUCCAAUCUGUGAUAGAAAAAGUCAGCAAAGCUGAAGUGGAACUGAUAACACCUAGAAUACUCGGUAACUGGCCAAAUACGUAUACAUUCACGAAAGCUUUAGCAGAAAACAUGUUAAAAGACAUUGGAGCCGGAUUACCAAUUGCCAUUUUUAGACCUUCUAUUGUGAUAUCGACGUACAAGGAACCCAUCCCCGGUUGGAUAGACAACCUGUACGGCCCCACGGGGGUAGUGGCGGGAGCCAUCAGCGGGGUGCUGAGGGUGGUGGCCAACAACCCUGAUAACACGUGCGAUUUGGUGCCUGUUGACACGUGCGUGGCAGGAUUAGUUGCUGCUGCCUGGGACGUGUCCAGUAAAGACAGCGAAAGAUCUACCGGAAACAUCGUGGUCUACAACUACGUAUCGUCAGAGGAAAACAGGCUAACUUGGGGUGAAUUUCACUCUUUGAAUUUGAUCCAAGGCUACAAAAACCCUUCAGCGAACUCCCUUUGGGAGGUUUUCGUUCUAGUCACGCCGAACAUGUUUUUGUACUGGCUUUUACGAAUACUUCUGCACACCUUGCCGGGAGCCAUGAUGGAUUUCGCCGCCAUCUUGACAGGAAACAAACCCAGGGUAACGACACUAUACAAGAAGAUUCACAAAUUCACCGAUAUCCUGUUGUACUUUUCGAUAAGGAGUUGGAAGUUUUCCAACAAGAACACGCAAAAUCUGUGGCAGAAGUUGAGCGAAAAGGACAAACAGCUCUUCCCUUUGAGCUUGAAAACCGUUUGUUGGCUGGAGUAUUUCCGGACGUACAUCAAAGGAGUCCGGAAACACCUUCUGAAAGAAUCUGAUGACACUUUGGAAUCUGCGCUACGAAGAAAUAAACGGUUUUCAAUGAUCGGGAAAGUCCUGAAAUAUGGUUUGAUUUUUGUGGCUUGCAGUACAUUAUCGAGAAUGAUUUCGAAUGUAUAUAGUUUUAUUUUAUAGUAUAUAAGUAUGUAUAUAUCGACGAUUCUUUAAUAAUUUUAAUGUAUUUAUAUAAAUGGACCUAAAAAAAUAUAAAUCACUAUACAACGUU